GCACGUUGGAGAGGAUGUGAAUAAAGUUGAGUUUGGCUGUGUUUUUUCCCAGCAAUGCUAGGCAACAGCAUCAAAACAGUGAGUCAGGUAGACACUGCCAUUUGGAAACGUUGGUAGUCAAGAGUCUGAGUCUGAGUGAUAAUGUUGAUGGAACAUGCAAGUAGCUAGACGAGCCAAAAAGAUGGGCGGGGCAGGUGCAGCAGCGCUCAUACGCCCGCCGGUUUUCUCCGGGUUCUUCUUCGUCCUCGCCGCUAUCUCCUUGGCGCCACCGGCCCUCUCUCAGACGCAAGACCAGGUUGUCUUCAACGUGGAGCCUACUUACCACGUGGAGGAAGAGCAGCCAGCAGGGACGGCCGUUGUGCAACUGGAAGCCUACUACGUCCUGGCGUCACCGCUGCAAGUGCGUGCUGACGGUGUGUUCGAGCUGGAUGAGUCACAUCCAGACUCCCAGUUAUUCACGAUGGAGUUCGCUCCCAGCCAAGACGGGAGUCGUACCCUAGGAACUGUCAGAAACGUUGUGGUCAUGGAUAGAGACGUGGAAGGAGCGCAAACGGUGUUCUCUCUCUCCGUCACUUACUCCGCUCCUAAUAGCUCGCUCACCGCACAAAACACGCUAUCCAUCCUUCUCGCUGACGUAAACGACAACGCGCCUCAGUUCUCCCAAGAGCUCUACUCCGUCUCUCUGCUGGAGGCAGUUACACCGGGGUCCCUGGUGCUCCAAGUAACCGCCACCGACAUUGACGAGGUCCUUACGGAGCAGCUGGUUGACGAAGAAAUUGAAGACUUUGCAGAGCUGGUGUACCUCGUGGACAACGGCAGAGUUUUCUACUCGAUCGUGGGAGGAAAUGACGGGGGGCUGUUCGAAAUUGAGCGGGAGGGGGGCCGGAUUUUCGUAUCCCCGGGGGCCACGUUUGAUAUUGACGAAGGAGACAGGUACAAUCUCACGGUGGUUGCCACGGAUGCACCAGGACUCAACACGACCGCUGAGAUCCAUGUGAACAUUCUUGACUCAAACGACAACCCCCCGAGGAUUCUGGCCCCCGGGGGGCUAAAUUUAACCCUGAGCGAGGACACCCCACCUGGCCUGGUGAUAUUGGACUCAAUAAAUGCCACAGAUGACGACCACGGCCUGAAUGCCGAAAUAGAAUUUGUCAUUCUCUCGGGAGACGAGACUAACAGCUUUUCAAUCGACCCCCUCACGGGAAGAAUUUCCCUGACGGCCCCCUUGGACCGCGAGGGGGGUACAGGGGGAGUGGUUAACCUCGUUAUAGCCGCCCGAGAUCAGGGGGUUCCCCCACUACAAGACACAAUCGACGUCAUUAUCGAGAUCGAGGAUGUCAACGAUUUUGCCCCCCAAUUCCUAGAAGAUGUGUACGAGGCGUCUGUGAGGGAGGGAGUCCGCAGUGGGUUCGGGGUUAUUCGAGUUACUGCCGAAGACGGAGACGAAGGUUCUGGGGGUGUGGUCUCGUAUCACAUUGUGGGGGGUGGGGGUGGUAACUUUGACAUUGACUCUGUCACGGGAGAAAUCUUCACAAAUGCAACGUUUGACAGAGAAGAGAGGAGUGAGUACCAGCUGGUGGUGGGGGCUGUGGACACACCUCUCAAUCACACUUUACAGCUGUCCAGCUCCGUAAACGUCACCAUAGCGAUUGAGGACACGAACGAUAACGAGCCGGUGUUCAACCGCUCGGAGUACACCGUUCACAUCCUAGACAACCGUACCCGCGGCUACGACGUCAUCACCCUUACAGCAAGCGACAGCGACGAAGGGGUUAAUGCAGAAAUCACGUACGAGUUUGUGGAUCCUCUUCCCGACAAUUCUCAGAGGUUCAGAAUAGGAGAGACAACGGGUCUAGUCGAAGUUCACCUCAGACCUCGCUACGAUCUACAGCAACGUUACAAUUUCACUGUAAGAGCCCUCGAUGGAGGAAGCCCCUCCCUUCACACGGACGUGCUACUAAUGAUAUUCAUACACGACGUGGACGAGACUCCGCCCACAUUUGAGCAGGAAGCCUACAAUGUGACGCUGGACGAGACGACCUCCAUUGGAACUGUUGUUCUGCAGGUGCGAGCCACUGAUCCAGACCCUGGCCCCAUUGGAGUGGUCCACUAUCGAGUCGUCACGGAGUUCGAUGCAGCUGGUUCAUUCUCCGUUGACGGUGACUCUGGAUUAAUCAGCGUUGCUUCUCGACUUGACUUUGAUGCAAGGUUGGCCUUUACAGUGAAACUACUGUAUAUAAGGGACACCAGAGGUAACAAACUACACUAUGUA
This is a messenger RNA of Geodia barretti, 2272 nucleotides long. The record is from the annotation of a GenBank genome assembly. NCBI's taxonomy places the organism in Eukaryota, Metazoa, Porifera, Demospongiae, Tetractinellida, Geodiidae.